GGGUUUCUUCACCACUACAGAGCAGCUGACUGUCUCUGAAACACUGACAGAAGUUCUGCAUGCUGCAGGAAAACAUUCAAAACAUCUUCGGGGCUGACUGGACGGAGGAAGUAAAAUUGACAAGACCUAACUUUUUCAGUUUAUCUUUUUAGUGGGGAUCAUAACGGACUCUGAGCUGUGAUCUUUAUUCUAGUUGACAUCUGAAAAGUGAGGUGGAGAUGGAAAACAAAGCCAUGUAUCUGAGCACAAAUGAGGAGAGAGAGAAUGCAUCCAUGUAUGAGGAAGCCUAUGAAGGACACAACUUGUCCAAACUCAACCUCUGUGAUGACGUUUCUGUGAAGCGUCGCCGGAAGCAGGACCAGUUCUGCAGCCUCCUUAACUCCCUCUCAGCCAUCAAAUAUGCCAUUGUUUCCCUCUACGUCCUCGUUCUCCUCACCAUCUUUGGACUCUGCCUGGCAGUUUCUCGUUCCCAGGUGUCCCCGAGGCGUACGGAGGUGUCAAUAGAGAACGUGACUCGGAUCUCAGAGCACUCUAAUCUGCUCCAGCACGCCCUGGGCGAGGAGUCCACUCAGGCUGACCUGCUGGAUUACAUUUGGAAACUGGAAAACAUCUUUCAGAACCAAAGCAACUGGCUGCAGAGGCUGGAGAUCCUCAUCAAGGGCCUGGAGUUGGAGCUGAGGAGCCUCCAGAGUCACUCCCUUCAGUCAGAGGGCUACCUGGUGCAGCUGGACGACAGGUUGUCCUCGCUUGCCAGCUCGGCAGGUAGAAACCUGACAAAUCUGAUCUCAGAGGUGUCACGCACCUCCAGAUGGCUCCGUGACCACGACGUCCUGCUCAGGGAAACAUCAGGACAUUUAAACGGGCUAAGAGAAAAACUGGAUGAGGUCAACUGGACAGUUGGAGCUGUCAAUCACACCUUCAGCAACGACGUCAGUGUUCAUCACCUAAAAAUUCAAGACUUACAGAUCCAGAUCAGCAACAUCACAGAAGACACCAGCAAUUUGUGGGUGACGCACAUCCACACGGAGGCCCAGCUGAGGAACGAGAUGGAAAUCCUGAACACGAUCACAGAAGACCUCCGUCUGAAAGACUGGGAGCAAUCCAUGACUCUCAAGAAUCUCACAACCUUAGAAGGACCUCCAGGGCCAAAGGGUGAAAAGGGCGACCCUGGAGAUCUGGGGCCCCCGGGGGUCCCUGGGUUCACAGGCUUAAGAGGAUUCGCAGGAGAAAAGGGAAUGCAAGGUCCACGGGGAAUUAAAGGAUCAGCUGGAUCCGACGGCGUUCAGGGAGACAAAGGAGACCCAGGGCCAGUUGGGCCAAAAGGUGAGAGAGGAGAGCGAGGCUACAAAGGGGAGAAAGGUGAACGAGCAGAAAAACCAGUUGAGGAGGUUCUGGUGCGGUUGGUGAACGGGUCCGGUCCUCAUCAAGGCCGGGUGGAGAUUUUCCAUGAGCGGCGCUGGGGCACCGUGUGUGAUGACAACUGGGACAAAAAUGAUGGCGGUGUAGUCUGCAGGAUGCUGGGGUACAGAGGAGCAGCCGAAGUCCACAGAACUGGGCGCUUUGGACAGGGAACUGGUAUGAUCUGGAUGGAUGACGUUGCUUGCAACGGGACUGAAAACACCAUCCAUCAGUGUAAGUUCUCCGGCUGGGGGAAAACAAAUUGUGGCCAUGUUGAGGACGCUGGUGUCACCUGCACUGUGUGACUUCUUCAGAUGCUUUUCACCACGAGUGCCUGUUCUCAGUGUUUUGCUCAUUUAUCUGCAAAGAAAAAGUGCCACUUUAAGCAGAGACGCGCUCACUUGUGCAUGGACCUUCUGCUAAAAGACUGAAAUGGGGCAAAGCUUUCGCCAACACCAGUGAACUUUUUUCAUUACUUGUACAGUCGGGUGUGUGGAGGAUUCAAACUGCUUUUGUGUCUACAACAGAGUGUUGGUGUUAUCGGGAAUGAUGUGAAGCCGCUCUCUGGGGCUCGAUUCAGGUCUUGCUGACCUCAGAUAACCCCUCCCCCCUUUCAUGACGAGGGACUGAAGCAUUGUUUAGAUGAAUAAAAAUACUGUAAAUAAGGAAUUUUAUCUGUUUUUAGUUUACUGAUGGCUGCUCUUCACAGUAUUAAACAGGAAUGGCUCUUGCUAAAUGUUCAAAUUAAGCCCAAAAUUUAUAAAAAGAAAAAGAAAACAUGCUAAGCUGGUGUUAAUGAGAUGGUUUGCAAGAUAAACACUUUAAGUAAAACCAGUUGUUUUCCUUGCCUCUUUUAGCUAAUGCUUCGCUAAUAUGGUCACAAGCACAGACAUCACAAACGCCUUGUGGACCGGUGUUGCCUAUUGCGCCCAACCCCGAUACUCACACUUCCCAGCCAGGAGUGUGAGUGUGUGGGGUGUCCCAAUUCUCAAGUGUGAAGGUUGAUCCAACCCCUUUCGCACCCUUGAUCCGCACUUGCCCGAAGCUAACAGAGUUUUUCCAGGCGUUUUUAGCAAGAAAAACACGGUAGAGCGAUGACGUAGAAGUUGUUUUACUGCAUUAGCAUGUAGCUAAUGUCCCGCUGAUCUCCGCCCGUGGAGAAUGAGCUGAUCUGGAAGGCCAGGGCUCCUGGUCGCAGCGGUCUGGCCCUGCUUGUAAUUUAACAGUCCCAGUCCAUAUUAGAUCUCACAUUCGGCCUAGAGACGAGUCCGCGGGCGGCAACACCCCCACCUCCAACGCUCUCCCAACAGGGAGGGCCGACGAUUUGUAAAAAUGCCAGGGCCGAAUUUUGGUCCCAGUCCACCCCUGGCUUCGGGUUACUGUGUAGCUAAUGUUCUGCAGAUCAUCUACUGUGGAGUAGUGUCGGCCCAAGCUGGGCAAGCAGCCCGCUUGGCUAAGCGGCCCCAUUGGGGCACUGCCAGAAUGCCAGAUAAGCCAGUCCACCCCUGCCCGCAGCAAUGGAUUGUGGGUAAUGAACAAGUUUUUCCAAAUGAAAUUAGUUCAUUUUAGGAUGUUUAGUUGAUGCUCUGAAUGUUUUAGACAAAGUAGCAAUGAAUGUACAUUUAUUUCAAAUAAUUGUUUGGUUGUUUGUUUGAAAGUUGUUGAUAAAGAUUUUUUUAAGUAUCACAGCGGCCAGCAUCUUACUUCCUCUAGGUGCACUUCGCAGAAGACCACAGGGUGCAGUGUAAGUAUUGGGAAUGGGCCUUGGAGCUGGAGUAGCAGCAGACCGCCAUCUUGGAUGGUGUAUUUCUGCUCAGGAAGGUUUUUACCCAACUCAAAAACACAUUUUAUUAAUCUUUUUAACUAAAUCAGACUUAUGCUAUAGCAUGAUAAUCCAUUCAUUCAUUUUCAGCCGCUUAUCUGGGGUCAGGUCGCGAGGGCAGCUGCCUAAGUCGAGGCCCAGAGUUCUCUUUCCCCAACCACUUGGGCAAGCACCUCAUUAAAUUAAUGAGUUAAAUUCAGAAUUCAAAACUGAUUCAGCUUCAGAAAUUUUGUGCAUCAGCCGAUGUUAUUAGCGACGUUUUUGCAUGAAAAUAAGGUGAAAAAUGUCUGGAUAUCGGCCAUAAAAAUCAGCAGUACCUAUCAGCCAUGGGCUGACCAUGCUCCUACAUAUCAGCUGUAGAAAAACAGAUAUUGGUCGAACUCUAUUUAAAACAAACUGAUUUCAGAUAUAUUUAUUGCUGCUGAAGCUUGUUAGAGACUUUAGAGGUAGCCAAUCUAAGUAAAUACAUAAAAAAAUAAUUCUAAUGGAAGUUUUACAGCCCAUUAAGUAAAUGUUUGCAUUAGAAUCAUCUCUCAAAUCUGCAUAUUUUUUUCUUUUCCGUUUGUUUUUAACUUGCAAACCAUCACUAAAAACUUUUGUGAGCUGAAAAGUCUAAAAGUUUUGAGUUUUUUUUUAACUCCUAGUUUUCAGAUGAAGUGAUGCUGAUAAAGAACAGAUGAUGAAAACCAGACGGAUGGAUGAUUUAUUAUAGAGGGCCUGUCAAGCUGCCAAACGUUGGAUUGCUUCAGCAUUAAUCCGCACACCGAACAAACGACGCGAGACUGCAUCAGCGUCAUGUUUUACCUCUCAAAUCCAAAAACGCUGUCUCCUCCAAAGUUUCCCCCUCACUCGUUCUGCCUCACAAACCUCUGAUUUCUGCCCUCAAGGCUGACAUGGUAUAGUUUUAUCUACUUAAUGUGACUUUCAAAUGAGUUUGCACAAAUGAUGCUUCUUCUUUUCAGAGUCUGUGACCCACUGAUGGACAUUUUGGGGAUUCUUUUGGUUUUCGUGCCUUUUUUUCAAAGUGCCUUCCUGUUUUAAACUAAGUUUUUGCCACCGAACAGAAGGAAAAAUAGAGAAAACGUUAGGUAAGAAUCCACCGAUGUGUUUUAAAUGAAGCUCUAGGUUAUGAGAUAAUUUAUCUACCAUCACCACCUCUCCUUAAAGAGCAAGUCACCCCCAAAUCAACUUUUUUUUCUGAUAAACUAUAUAAAUGUGUGUCUAAUCGUGCUACAGACACGUGUAGUCAAUAGUUUUGCACUUUGGUGCGUUUUAGUUAAAAUUUAAAUUUUCUGCCUAAAACUGUCAGUGUUGUGUCGUUGUCAGGUAAAAACUCUGCACUGCAGUUGAAUUUAAAUCUGCCAUCGCUAUUGGCUAAGAGUAGAACAUUAGCUGGUACCAUAUGAUGUCACAAUGUCGUUGUGAGCCUCUGUGUGUGUGUGUGUGUGUGUGUGUGUGUGUGUGUGUGUGUGUGUGUGUGUGUGUGUGUGUGUGUGUGUGUGUGUGUGUGUGUGUGUGUGUGUGUGUGUGUGUGUGUGUGUGUGUGUGUGUGUUAGCGGCUCCGCCCUCUCGGUCUGCUAGGCGACAGCCUUUGUUGCAUUUUUCAAACAAGAAGUGGGAGUGGAGUAAGAACCUGGUAGGGGGUGACUUGCUCUUUAAAUAAUCAUAUUUUCACAUACAAUCACCUUCUCUUCAUUUUAGUCCUUGAAAUAGAACGUUUUAAAUUACUGGGAGGCCAGAUAGAUAAUAAAAACAUUCCCUUUAAUAAAUAUUUAAUGAAUUUGCUCAAACGCCUUAAAAAGUGCAAUAAGACACAUAAAUGAUUGUGCUUUUUUAACAAACAGACAAAAUAAUAGAAAAUAUUAGAGCUGCAGUCAUUAAAAACAUCAUAGUUGACUGAAAUGCAGCAGAUAGAUUCAUAUUCUUAUGCAGCUGCAGAUUUAAGAGGUUCUCCCUCAACACAAGAAGCAAUAAAAGAAACAUCUGACAUGCAGCAGCUGAUUGUAAUGGAAAAUCUUCCCCACCCUCCUCACGCAAAGUGUUUUUCUGAUCCCACGUCAUGCAAGUGCUUUACAUGUAAAUAAAUGGUUUUAAAACAGUUUUGUCAUUGUUUCAUGAAGCAUUUGUGCCUUAAAUUACAUUAAAAAACUGCAUUCAGUCCUUAAAACGUGUUCAUGAACAUUUAGUAUCCAGUCAACUAUGCACUGCUAUCCUUGUUUUGUAAAUAAAUGGAUUUAUAAGUACGCAUGAGUAUAUUUGUCAGUAAUUAAAAGACAUUUAUUUUCUGUAAAUCUCAUACAGAUUUGUAUUCAGUCUAGAUGGGUCUCAUUAUUCCUGCAAAAACGACGCAUUCAACAUGUUGAAUCCAGAUUCAUCAGGUUUUUUUUAUUUGCAAAUUCAAAUUCAAACAAUAUUGUGUUGGUAAAUGAGACAUAUAUUAAAUACAAAAAGUAAAAAACACACGAUUUUGCAUCUAACACUUCAGCUCCAUCAUGUUUUAUGAAAAGUUUGAAUGAAAUGGAAUAGAAAAUAAUUUUCUGUUGUUGCAAUUUGUUACUUCACCACUAGAUGUCACUAAACAUGCAGUUGGACCUUUGGUGAGACUUUUACUCUGUUGCAUAGUUUCAUUUUUAGAUGUUUGGUGGGGUUUUUUGUUCUGUAAUAUUUGUUGUUCUUUUAAACAUAUUUUAAAUUAAUAAAGAUAACUAUUUCUCAAAGAGUUUUGAGUAAAAUUAAUCUAGAACCAAUUGUGAUGUGUCAGAUGGUAAAAUAAAAACAAACUCCUAAGACCAGUUUCUCACAUGUGAAUUAAAUUAACUAAAAUGACGUGCACUUAAAGAGCAAGUCACCCCCUACUAGACUAUUACUCCACUCCCACUUCCUGUUUGAAAAAUGCAACAAAUGUUGUUGCCUAGCAGACCGAGAGGGCAGAGCCGCUAACAAAUACACACACACACAGGCUCACAAAAACAUCGUGACAUUAUAAGGUACCAGCUAACUUUCUAGGGUACCUCUUAGCCAAUAGCGAUGGCAGAUUUUAAUUCAAAUGCAGUGCAGAGUUUUUACCUGACAACGGCACAACACUGACAGUUUUAGGCAGAAAUUUUAAAUUUUAACUAAAAUGCACUGAAGUGCAAAACUAUUGACUACAAGAGUCUGCAGCACAAUUAGACACACAUUUCUAUAGUUUAUCAGAUAAAAAAUGUUGAUUUGGGGGUGACUUGCUCUUUAAAUAGAAAACUUUUCAAAGUUAAAAUGUGUUUGGAGGGUAUUUUUAUUUUGUUUUGAAAGGAUAUGUGAGUAACUUGCUGUUUUCUGUCAGUCAUCACAAGUGUAAGUAAAGUUUCACAGCUUGUUAACAAUUGUUUAGUUGAUUUGUGCCACUACAAUGCUGCAUGAUGCACUGCUGGAUCAAUAAAAGUCUUUAACCAGG
Nothobranchius furzeri (turquoise killifish) is the source of this 6653-nucleotide messenger RNA. It is a transcript of the gene scara5, whose product is annotated as scavenger receptor class A, member 5 (putative). Gene Ontology annotation, molecular function: ferritin receptor activity. Gene Ontology annotation, biological process: iron ion transmembrane transport. Gene Ontology annotation, cellular component: dendrite; synaptic cleft; plasma membrane. The record is from RefSeq and is a predicted model, not a curated record. NCBI's taxonomy places the organism in Eukaryota, Metazoa, Chordata, Actinopteri, Cyprinodontiformes, Nothobranchiidae.